This is a messenger RNA of Magallana angulata, 4969 nucleotides long. RefSeq names its product calsyntenin-1-like. Bases 118 to 3054 code for a protein of 978 amino acids. Gene Ontology annotation, cellular component: postsynaptic membrane; cell surface. The transcript is spliced from 17 exons. Lineage: Eukaryota; Metazoa; Mollusca; Bivalvia; Ostreida; Ostreidae. Gene Ontology annotation, molecular function: X11-like protein binding; calcium ion binding; kinesin binding. Gene Ontology annotation, biological process: homophilic cell-cell adhesion; positive regulation of synaptic transmission; positive regulation of synapse assembly. The record is from RefSeq and is a predicted model, not a curated record.
CUGACGUCACCAUUAGCAUAAUGGAAUCAAUCGUCAGCCAUUUUACUUAGAAAGCCACAACAAAAAGUCUACUGAAGACAACAACAAGAGUGUUUCUCGUUUUUACGAGAAUAUAAAAUGAUGAAGACACUAUGGGUUAUAGGGGCAACCCUUAUUCUUAUGGAUUUUAUAUCUGGAAUGUCAGAGCCUAAUUCACAUGAUCCAGUGAUAAACUCAAAGUUAAAGAAUGGCAGGGGACUUCCAGUCUUUCAUGGAAACGUCACAGAAGGAAGUCGGGUAGUCCAACUCGACCAGCCACUGAAAGCUACAGACCAGGAUGUACAGGGAGGGGCAAGAUUUAUAUGUGGAUACAGAGUUAUUUCCCCUCGCAAAAACAUUCCAUUUACGGUGGAACUGCUAGACAGAACCACUGGGGAGGCACAGGUGAAAGUGGCUGAAGGUCGAAAGGUCUCAUUCGAAAAGCGGAAACGCUACAAGUUCUCCGUAAUUGCAUACGAUUGUGGACAACCUGCCCGCGAAUCAAACAGAGCUAUAAUUUUCAUCCACAUUGAAGAUGUUGACCGCUUCGCGCCAACUUUCGAUAAGCCUGACUAUGAGGUGGAUAUGGAGGAGGAUAGAUUGUAUGACCCCUUGAUGACCUUGCACGCCCACGACAAAGACAGGUCAAAGCAGUUCAAGGAAAUUUGUGACUACGAAAUAAAGAAUCCAUAUGUGCCAUUUACCAUUGAUAAAAAUGGAAACAUUCGUAACACACAGAAAGUCUAUUACAAGGACAGACACAAUUUUAUUUUGAAAAUCAUCGCCCAGGACUGUGGAGGCAAACCAUCCAAGGCAGUAUUUGUCAACAUCUUGGUCAAAGAGAAAUGCAGGCCACAGUGGACAAAUUUCCCAGAACAAAUACAGUAUCUGGCCAACAGUGGUAAACAGAAGGUGGCCUCCGGGGCCAGCCUCCAGUGGUGUGACCACACCUGUGUCCCUGACCAGGUGACCCUCCAAAUGCAACUGGCCACCAAACACAUCGGCAAAGGCUGUGAUAGGGAUACCUACUCCAUUACCUCACAGAGGAAACUGUGUGGUGCCAAUGACCGCAGUGUGGACCUCCUUCCCUCCCCCAGUCUCACCACUUCCUGGACCCAGUACCUGCCUACCGACGAUGGCAAGGAGAGCGACCAGGUGUUUUACUUUGACGGCGAGAGCAACGCUGUGGAGGUCCCAGAAAACCGCUUCAACCACACGCUGCGCAAACACUUCACCAUCAUGACCUGGAUGAAGCACGAGCACGCAGAGCUGAAGGACAAGAAGUAUCGCAAGGAGCACAUCCUGUGCAUGUCUGAUGGGGAGAAUAUGAACCGUCAUCAUUAUUCCCUGUUCGUACACGGAGAUAAACUGGUUCUCCUGCUGCGUAGGGAGGCAGAGGAUGCCUCGGACAUGGAGGUCUUCAAGCCGGCGGAAUGGAGAUGGAAAAUCCCGGAAAUCAAUCAGAGAGAUGAGUGGCAUCAUUAUGCCAUCAGCAUGAAUUUCCCACACGUCCAGCUUUACGUGGAUGGUAACAUGGUUAUUCCGGAUGAUGACAACUCAGAGGUUGUUGAUGACUGGCCUCUCCACAAGACCAACAAAGUUCAGGACACCAAACUUAUAGUUGGAGCAUGCUGGGAAGGUGGUCAUCAUAAAUUCAACCACUAUUUCCGUGGUUACCUGGCUGGUCUGUCCGUCUUGAAGGGUAAGACGGAGAGUGAAAGAGUGAUCAGGUGUCUGAACAACUGCCAGGAAAACUUGGACUUUAGUGCUCUCAGUGCCAUGCACAGUGGAACAACUGUAAGCUUCAAUAGAGAAAUGACAGACUUCAGAAUUCAGAGUAAAAAUGCAUCUGAAGUACAGGCUUUAUUGAGGGAAGUACACUACAUCAACAGCAGGAAAUUCCCCACCCCUGGCCGAAGAAAUCUCACAGUGACAACUGCAAUUCAUUGUGGAUCGACCGAGAUAUUCCUCCCAGUGGUUCAAAGCUACAUCCUGGUCAGGCCAGCAGCUGAGCCCUCCAUCACCAUCCGGGGUAGAUCCACCCUCAGUAGCACCGUUGACAAGCUGAAGGCUGGGGUACCCAUUUUUGAGGACAUCAAUAUUUCUGUAGAUUUCGCUGUUGAGAACACAGAGGGCAAGGUAAACCACAUUCUUGGAAAGGACGAGAUUCAAGGAGAUGGUGACCGUAACAUUGAGCUCGGCAAGGAAGAAAAACUGCAGUUGAAGUUGGAAAAGAAGAAGGCAAAACAGGACACUACAAGCAAGGUAUCUGAUGCCCAGUUUAUUCUCCUGGACUCGUGCACAGUGAAAGCAGAGCCUACCUUAGACCUGCUGCACGAGAGGCUGGAACUGCCCACCAUGAUCAUGAACGAGUUCAACAUGAAGAUCGAGGGCACUCAGACCAGGGAAGGACUGGUGAUCUCGAAUGCUGAUAACAUUGAGAACUACAUUUUGGUGCUGAGGGGAAUACGCUAUGUCCAUGAGAAGGAUACAGCCUUCAGGGACCGCAGCUUCCAUCUGUCUUGCUCUUCGCAAAAUGGUCGUUUCAGCAGCAAUGUUAUGGAUGUCAAGAUCAUGAAGAGCCAUGAGGAGAACAAUGUGGUGCUUCCCAUGAGAGCUCAGCAAGCUGUUCAACACAUCCAACUUCCCUCAGUGAGUGGUACCAGCAACAUGGCUAUUGGAUCAGCUUCUCCCAAUGUAGGUAUGAUAGCCAUCAUUGUUGUGUGUGUUGGUUUCCUUCUGUUCAUGAUAAUCCUGGGGGUGAUCAGGAUCCGCGCUGCCCACAGACGGACACAGGUGGUGCAGGUGGAGCCAGAGAUGGAGUGGGACAACGAUAUGAACAUCACCGUCAAUCCCAUGGAACAGGAGACCCACCCCCUACAUGUUUUCGAUUAUGAUGAUGGUGUCGGCAAAUCCAUGCGAGAUGACAGUGACUCAGAAGAUGACUGUAGCAGCUAUCACGAUGAUGAAGACGAUGACUCUUCGGAUGAAGAGACGGUGCCCAAAAAAGAAUUGGAGUGGGACAAUUCAAUCUAAGGAGCUACAAAAAAAUCAAACAUUUUCAUUGAACGAACUUGGUAUUUUUGGGUUUUUUCUUUUCCUAACUGAACUUAAAUGAAUCCCACCGAGUUAAAACAUUUGUUGCAAUGUUUAGAGAGAAGAAAAGAAAUGUUUUAUUAGUGGCAUUUUUCGAAUUUUAUUUUUUCUUUAAUUGUAUUUAAAUUUGAUUAUAAUCACAUCAUUCACAGUAGAAAUUACCAAUAAUAUGGUAAAAAAAAUAUUCUCAUGGUUUUUCUUUCUAAAUUGUUGACUGGAGCUGUUGUUAAGAUUUUUGCUGGUACCUAAGAAAAAAAAAAUCAUAUCAAUUACAUCCCCGUUGGUAGGGUUUAGUUGCUAUGGUGAAGUUUUGAUGCUUUAAUGUCUUUGCUCUCUUUUUGUCAUUUUACGUGUUGUGUUUUACUCUGUAUGGUGCUGUUAUUAAACAUAAGGAGUACUUUUUCCCCUCACAGACUUUUUCUUUUACGCAGGUGAAGUAUAAAGGAAUGCACUGUUUUGGCAUACACUUUGUUUUCUUUUCCUUUUUAAGAUUUUAUCAGUUGUAAUCAUAGGAUCUUUUACUCAUUUAUUUUUUACUCCUUUUCUCCCCACACUUUUUAUCCUUUUUUUUUUUGAUUCAAGAGUUGUGAAUUUGUGUAUAUAGAAUUUAUAAUAAAAGUGUAUAUAUAUAUCAUUAAAGAACUGGAUGUGAAUAAUUUUUUGAAUCCUUAAAACAAAGAAUAUAUCAUAUUUUCUUAUUUUGAGUUUAACUUUAAAGAAUCACUUUUUACAACAUUCCAUUUUAUUUAUAGGUCAGUAAUUGAUAGUUUAUACACCUUUCAUAUUUAUUUUAACUUACUUAUUAGAUACAUGUACAUUAACUGUAGGAAUUUUACACAGCAGGGCUACCCUGUAGGUUAUGUAACAAUAUGUGUUGUGACUAAUAAUGUUUGUAAACAAAAAAAAAUUUUUUUCCAUGCAUAGCAAAGCAAUCUCAACAAAGUAUUUUCUAUACAUUGUAUAACAUAUUUUCCUUGUAUCAUUAGAAAUUGAUUCCCUAAAAACAGUUGUUAACAAUGAAUCUGAGUUUGUUUAGACAUGUAGUUUUCAGUCAUCAUGGCUAAAUUUUUGUCAGAGAGAAAAAAAUUAUUUCUCUUUUUUUAAUGCAGAGAAUAUGCCAUGAAUUCUUUUUUUUACUACCUGUUGAAAAACAUUAUUAAAUUAAAAGAUAUGGAAAUUAUUCUCUUUACCUCACUGGACAUGCAUGUAAGUAGAUGAACUGACAGCAGUUAGAAGAUACAUAAAUAUUGGGGGAGUUAUUUGGUUGUUGAAGCUGGGUUUCAAGAGGAUCUUGUCCAUUCCAUUAAAGAAAGUUUUGAUUGAUUUUUUUCCUUUGAUCUUCUCAUUCCAUAUUGACAUUCAUACAAUUAGUCUUAUGUUAGCAAGAUCAAUGUAUAUAAAAAAGCAUGACAAAGUUUCUUCAUUCCAUAUAAGCCCCAAUGCAUGUAUAAAUAUUUUUGAUUUCUAUGUGUAUAGCUUGGUUUAGAGUAAAUUGGGGGGAAAAAAAUUAAUUUCUUUUGCAUAAUAAUUCAAGUUUUGCAAUUUUGGAUGUACAGAUACAUCAUAAAGUGUAAUGGGCAUUUUUAGUUUCAUAUUACCGUAAUCCGGCAUUAUUGUUGCUUAUUUUCAUAUCUUUGUAAAUUAGGCUUUUAUGUUGCAUAUUACUUGUAACUUUUUGAAAUAUUGGGAUUUUUUUAAACAUCACAUUUUGUAAUUGGCUGUUUGAACAAUUUUGAAUCAGAAUUGACACAAAGUUAAGUUAUGUACACAGUGAAAACAUUUGUUACUUUGGCGAUAUGGUGAAAAAGGCAUGUAGUGUGUAUCAUUUUUAUAAAUAAAAACAGGCUAUCAUUUA